UGUAGCGGUAAUAUCGAAACUAUUCCCGACCAGGUCGCAUACCGUCGCCGCUCAGGGUGGUAUCAAUGCCGCUAUCGCCGAGGAGAAAGAGGACAAUUGGCUCUACCACAUGUAUGAUACCGUGAAGGGAUCCGACUGGCUGGGUGAUCAGGAUGCUAUACAUUUACUCGCAAGGGAAGCGCCUCGAGCGGUCUUCGAGCUCGAAAAUUACGGUUGUCCCUUUAGUCGUACAGAAGAUGGUAAGAUCUAUCAACGCGCUUUCGGCGGCCAGUCGUUAAAAUUCGGCCAAGGUGGACAAGCUAGGCGAACCUGCGCCGUCGCUGAUCGAACCGGCCAUGCGGUACUUCACACCCUUUACGGGCAGAGUCUUCGCUACGAGGUGCACUAUUUCAUCGAGUAUUUCGCUCUCGAUCUGCUCAUGUACGGCCGAUGUUGCAAGGGGAUCCUUGCGUGGGAAUUGGAGACCGGUCAAUUGCAUAGAUUCAGAGCUCAUCAUACGGUGAUUGCAACGGGUGGUGCCGAAAGAUGUUACUUCUCCUGCACUGCGGCGCACACCUGUACCGGUGAUGGUAUGGCGAUCGCGUGUCGAGCAGGAUUGCCGUUGCAGGACAUGGAGUUCAUCCAGUUUCAUCCGACCGGCAUUUAUGGCAGCGGUAUACUCAUCACUGAGGGUAGCAGAGGAGAAGGUGGCAAACUCGUUAACUCUCACGGAGAAUUCUUUAUGGAGAGAUACGCGCCCGUAGCUAAGGAUUUAGCCUCCCGCGACGUUGUCUCGAGAGCUAUGACUGUUGAAAUACUGGAGGGAAGAGGCGUUGGGCCAAAGAGAGAUCAUAUUUAUUUGCAAUUAAAUCAUCUACCAGCUAAGCUGUUAAAAGAGAAGUUGCCUGGAAUUUCACACCUCGCCUGGGUGUUCGCCGGAGUGGACGUGACGAAGGAACCGAUCCCCGUAAUUCCCACGGUGCAUUAUAACAUGGGCGGGAUACCUACAAAUUGGCGUGCGCAAGUAUUAACACGAGAAAACGAGGAGGACAGACCGAUCGAAGGUCUUUGGGCGGCUGGCGAGACUGCAUGUGCGUCUGUUCACGGCGCUAAUCGACUGGGCGCUAACAGUCUCCUGGAACUUGUGGUUUUCGGCAAAGCCAUCGCCGAUCAAAUCGAUUGUAUCGCCAGACCUGGUGAACGUCACGAAGAUCUAUCGCCAGUGCAAGAUCAGUCCCUCAUUUGGAACACUGAGCUCGUCGAGGCCUUGGAGUUACAAAACAUGAUGAUCGUUUGCAUGCACACUGUCUACGCGGCCGAGAAUCGAAAGGAAUCGAGAGGCUCGCAUUUCAGAGAAGAUUUCAAGGAGAGAAUUGACGAGUAUGACUACACAAAACCGCUCGAAGGACAAAAGAGACGACCUUACGCGGAACACUGGCGUAAGCAUACGCUUACAUGGGCUCAGGAAGAUGGAUCGAUUUGCAUCUCUUAUCGGCCUGUUAUCGACACGACUCUAGAUGAGAGCGAGGCUCAACAUGUGCCGCCUGCAGUUCGCGCGUAUUGACUUGACAAAUGAUUAAUUGCAAGCAGUUGUUUAAUUGAAAUGUAACGAGAAUUACGCGAUUAUGAAUCUAAUCGGCUGUCUCGUUACCACUAAUGCCACGUUUGAAAUCAAGCACACAAAAUCUGUGAAUUAACGGAAUAGAAACCAUCACCAAAUUCAUGAAAAAUAUCUUGUCUAUAAAAAUGUAUUACUUCUCAUGAAUAAUCUAAGCACGUUCUACAUUUCUCGGCGCCUCGCAUGCGAUAAACAUUAACUGUGACUCAGUGGCAGAAUUAAUUAAUGCGUUCGACUCGUAUAUCAAUUAGAUUGCGAUGAAGAAAAAGCAAAUCGAGAUUGGCGUUAUAUUUUUAAGGUAGUUUUCAAAAAAUAUUCUUUUAAAUUCUUGUGCAUCAAAAAUUGAUAAAGAAUUAUACAAAAGUAAUGCAAGAGUGUUAUAUACAAUAAUGAUCGAUAUUUCCUUUUUUUUUGCUUUUACGCGAAAAAAGCAAGCAAAUAUGAUUCAGCGUAAUUGAGUAAUGUUAUUGCAUCUUUGAGUAUGUUAGUUUCAUAAGAGAUAAUCGUUAAUCAUAAUUUUUUUCAUUGAUAACACAAUUACGAUAUUGU
Molecule: messenger RNA, 2146 nt
Organism: Formica exsecta
Lineage: Eukaryota; Metazoa; Arthropoda; Insecta; Hymenoptera; Formicidae
Product: succinate dehydrogenase [ubiquinone] flavoprotein subunit, mitochondrial-like
Exons: 9
Coding region: 110-1543 (477 amino acids)
Biological process (GO): mitochondrial electron transport, succinate to ubiquinone
Molecular function (GO): succinate dehydrogenase (quinone) activity; flavin adenine dinucleotide binding; electron transfer activity
Source: RefSeq, a predicted model, not a curated record